Plasmodium adleri (nom. inval.) is the source of this 234-nucleotide messenger RNA. Its product is annotated as conserved Plasmodium protein, unknown function. NCBI's taxonomy places the organism in Eukaryota, Apicomplexa, Aconoidasida, Haemosporida, Plasmodiidae. The record is from RefSeq and is a predicted model, not a curated record. Bases 1 to 234 code for a protein of 77 amino acids. The transcript is spliced from 2 exons.
AUGUUGGAAGAAAGGAAAAAUGUAUUUUUAUCCAAAUAUUUUAAUAUAUUGAAAACAAAUCUAGUGCCAAAAUUUGAUAUAGCAAGAUGUGAUGCACCUAAAAUGUGGAGAAUGGCAAUGGGUGGUGUGGACCCUGCUACACCCCAAGCUGAGUCGUUUAUUAAUUUUCACAACCACACUGUCACAUAUAUGGUUUUUAUUAUGUUUACUGUUCUUUUAUCAUUAAAAAGAUGA